AUGUCCAUCGAACACUUACUCAACCCGAUUACUUCCACACCAACAUACAUUGCUAUGACGCAAACAUUUGAUUUCACAAACCACUCGCAUAGGCGCUAUAAUCCUUUGAACAAUAGGUAUGUCCUUUGCUCACCCCACAGAGCCAAAAGACCAUGGCAAGGUGCUAAGGAAGAGAUUAAAAAAACAUUGUUGCCUGAUUACGAUCCUAAAUGCUACUUGUGCCCAGGAAAUAUAAGGGCCACUGGGGAUGUAAACCCAAAAUACGAAACAACUUACAUUUUUCCAAACGACUACCCAGCAGUAAAAUUGGAUCAACCUGACUACAAUGGCGAUGAUGCUCAAGAAAAUGGUUUGAAAAAGAAGCUCUUUAAAACACAAGGUGUCAAAGGAAAAUGCUUUGUCAUUUGUUUCUCGCCAAAGCACAAUGUCACUAUUCCAUUGAUGUCACUCGACGAGCUUGCCACCGUGGUAAAUACCUGGCAGAAAUUGUACAACGAUCUUUUAUUGGAGUCGGAGCAAAAAACAGCACCCUACAAAUAUUUACAAAUUUUCGAAAACAAAGGGUUUGCUAUGGGCUGCUCCAAUCCACAUCCUCAUGGGCAGGCUUGGUGUUUAGAUGUUGUACCAACAGAGGUUGAAGAUGAGCUAAACAAUAUGGAAAAGUACUACAAGGAAAACAAUUCGCACUUGUUAGGUGACUACGUGCAGUUGGAGAUACAAGAAAAGGUUAGAACUGUUGCUGAAAACGACUCAUUCAUUGUCGUUGUGCCAUAUUGGGCAUUGUGGCCAUUUGAAACUUUACUUAUAUCGAAAGAACAUUUGAGGUCUUUGAGGGAAUUCAACGACAAACACAAGCGGGAUUUAGCGUCGAUUUUGAAGGUGUUGACUACCAAGUAUGAUAAUUUGUUCAACACUUCGUUCCCAUAUUCAAUGGGUAUCCACCAGGAUCCUUUUGAAUGCUCGGAUGAGCAUCAUAACUGUGCUUGGUUCCAUAUGCAUUUCUACCCUCCAUUAUUAAGAUCAGCUACAGUUAAAAAGUUUUGCGUUGGAUUUGAAAUGUUGGGUGAAGCACAAAGAGACUUAACUAGUGAACAAGCUGCUGCUAGAUUACAAGAAUUGGAUGGUGAUAAACAUUACAUGGAUUUGAUAUAG
Messenger RNA from Lodderomyces orthopsilosis Co 90-125, 1152 nucleotides. RefSeq names its product UDP-glucose:hexose-1-phosphate uridylyltransferase (gene GAL7). The coding region runs from base 1 to 1152 and encodes 383 amino acids. The record is from RefSeq and is a predicted model, not a curated record. Gene Ontology annotation, cellular component: cytoplasm. The transcript has a single exon. Gene Ontology annotation, biological process: beta-D-galactose catabolic process via UDP-galactose, Leloir pathway. Gene Ontology annotation, molecular function: UDP-glucose:hexose-1-phosphate uridylyltransferase activity; zinc ion binding. Lineage: Eukaryota; Fungi; Ascomycota; Pichiomycetes; Serinales; Debaryomycetaceae.